Molecule: messenger RNA, 1692 nt
Organism: Aspergillus japonicus CBS 114.51
Lineage: Eukaryota; Fungi; Ascomycota; Eurotiomycetes; Eurotiales; Aspergillaceae
Product: 2-hydroxyacid dehydrogenase
Exons: 1
Coding region: 42-1211 (389 amino acids)
Molecular function (GO): NAD binding; D-lactate dehydrogenase (NAD+) activity
Source: RefSeq, a predicted model, not a curated record
CAACUCAUAACUCCCCAACUCACAACUCACCAUCCACCAAAAUGAAACUCACCCUCUUCUCCACCAAAUCCUACGACACCCACUACUUCACCACGACCCUCACAGCGGUGCAACCCACUAUCCCGGAGCCCAUCACGCUAACCGCGCACCCCUUCCCACUAACCCUAUCCACCGUCCCGCUCGCCCGCAACAGCACGGCCAUCUGCGUCUUCGUCAACGACACGCUACCGGCCCCGGUCCUCCACGCCCUCUGGGAAGCCGGCGUGCGCGCCAUCCUCCUCCGCUGCGCGGGCUUCAACAACGUCGACCUGCCCGCCGCCGAAGCGCUGGGCUUCUUCGUGGCGAACGUGCCGUCGUACUCGCCCGAGGCCGUGGCCGAGUUCGCCGUCGCGCUGCUGCAGACGCUCAACCGGAAGACGCACCGGGCGUACAACCGCGUGCGCGAGGGCAACUUCAACCUCGAGGGGUUCCUGGGGAUGACCCUCCAUAACAAGAAGGUCGGGGUGGUGGGGCUGGGCCGCAUCGGGAUGGCGUUUGCGCGGAUCAUGCGCGGGUUCGGGUGCGAGGUCGUGGGGUUUGAUCCGGUGCGGCAGCGGGGGUUUGCACGGCGGCAGGGGCAGCUGGGGACAGGUGGGGGGGAGGCUGAAGCUGGAGCUGGAGCUGAAGCUGGGGUGGAGGAGGGGCCAGCCGAGGCGGAGCAGGACGAAUUCACCACGCAGUUGGCAGGCCGCUACGUCGGCGCCGUCGCGGACCUGCUCGCGCAGUCCGACAUCGUCAGUCUGCACUGCCCGCUCACCGAGGCCACGAAGCACAUCGUCAACGCCGAGUCGCUGCGCGGGCUCAAGCGCGGCGCCAUCCUGGUCAACACCUCGCGCGGCGGGCUGAUCCACACGCGCGACGCGAUCGGGGCGCUCAAGGCCGGCACCCUGGGCGGGCUGGCGCUGGAUGUCUACGAGCAGGAAGGCGAUCUGUUCUACAACGACCACUCCGCGGAGAUUAUCCACGACGACACGCUGAUGCGGCUGAUGACCUUCCCCAAUGUGCUGGUCGCCGGCCACCAGGCCUUCUUCACGCAGGAGGCCCUCGGCGAGAUCGCCCAGGUGACGCUGUCCAACCUGGCGGACUUUGUGGGCAAGCGGCCGUGCCGGAACUCGCUGGUGCGCGAGGGCCAUUUGUUUGUGGAGGAGGAUAAGCAGCCGGUGCGGUUGUAGCUGCUGGUUAAUGGGGUGGGGUGGCUGUUAUCCACCUGUGUUCAAUUUCACUCCAGGGCGGCUUCUCGUGACGAUUGAUUAUCCAGUACGAGCAUCAUCUAGUUUGCAGGCUAGUCAUGUAUACGCUCGAUUUACUGAAUUCCAGGUGAAGCGUCAUUGAUUACAGCCGUUAUGAAUGCUUCCACAGGAGUCGCAGAAUCAGCAAUCUUGACACCUGUUUCCUCAUUGCCUGGGCGGAGCCAACCACGCAAUCUUCUAUCAAAGGCACACCAAGGCAGUCCAAGCAUUUGACCCAUUUGCAGCGCGGUCACAGAUUAGCUAGGCAGACACCCUGAAUACGGUGGGCUAUUGGUGCCAAUCUGCACCAGCCCCUAAUUCUGCUGGCAGUACGUACUAGUAGUCUAUUUAGCAACUACCAUUUCUGGGGCCUCUCCGUAAGGCUUCUUAAGCACCCACCACUUUGAGCAAGCCUUUGCACGUA